Messenger RNA from Adineta ricciae, 1011 nucleotides. Lineage: Eukaryota; Metazoa; Rotifera; Eurotatoria; Adinetida; Adinetidae. The record is from the annotation of a GenBank genome assembly.
AUGGACGCUACGGACAAUUUCAAUAAUCCAAUUGUACAGUCGUUAGCUGGUUUACAUCAAUUCGAAAUUAUUGCUGCAUGUAUCUUAUAUUCUUUAGGAUUCAUCGGCAAUUUCUUCGCAUUGAUUGUCUUCAGUUCAUUAUCAGAUUUUCGAAAAAUUUCAACUGGAGUUCUCUUUUUGCUCAUGACCGUCUCAAACUUUUUUCAUCUGUGGACCUUGGCCACAGAAUCUACUGGGGCGUUGGGUUAUCAACUUUAUCCUCAUGUUGUCUUUCAAUGCCGUUUAAAUCCCUUUGUGAAGAAUGUUAGUCGAGCCAUGAGUACAUCUUGUUCUAUUUGUAUUGCACUUGAUCGCCUUCUACGUUCGGAAACAAAAAUGCCCAUGCGUUCGAAAGUUAUCUGUACACGGCGAAACGUUUGUAAACUAGCAAUUCUACUUCUGAUUAUCUUUUGUCUGUUCUGGUCAUUCUAUUUGUUUCCUUUGAGUACGCAAGAUCGACUCACCCGCAGUUGCUAUUAUAAUCAAUCGGAAAUUUACUACUUUUUCCUCGUCAAAGUUAACGUCCCAAUGCGAGCGGUUCUCUUCUGUGCAAUUCCAGUUAUUACUAUGAUUGCAGCGAAUGGACGAAUGUUGUACAAUAUUCGUCAAUCUCAUCUCCGUAUUACUCAUGUUCAGACAAGAAAUACAGUUAGUCAGAUGACACGAAGAGUAUCGAAUGCUAGUCGAUCAGCAGUCGAUCAAAUGCUUCUCUAUUUAAUGAUUGCAAAUGUCGGUGUAUUCAUCAUCACACAAGUCCCAUUUCAUUUCUAUGCAGUCAUGCAUGUGUACUUCGAAUCUUUAAAUGAUUAUAUUCAUUUAAUGAUCUAUGCAACGUUAUUGCUAUGGUCGAGCAUCUACUUUGGUGUUGCGUUCUAUCUGUAUUGUUUAACAUCACCCCUAUUUCGGAAGAAAUUUAUUGAAAUUCUCAAGAAAAUUCUACAUUACACAAACAUUGGUAGACAAGCCGAUUGA